Molecule: messenger RNA, 1764 nt
Organism: Anisakis simplex (herring worm)
Lineage: Eukaryota; Metazoa; Nematoda; Chromadorea; Rhabditida; Anisakidae
Source: the annotation of a GenBank genome assembly
AUGGAGCGCAUCGCUUUUUCGACGGCUUUAGUCUUGUUUCUCGUUUCGGGGGUUGCGCUUGCGAAGGACUCACAAUCGCGGAUACCUGAAUUCUUUAUGGGCAGACCUCGUAAAGGAUUUUUAGGCGAUUCAUUAGCAAAUAAGCCACACAUUCGUGCCCAAUUUGACGCUUCCACCGCCACAUUUGAUCAAAUUUUGGACCAUUUCACCCCGUCUGAUACGCAACUUCUUCUAUUUCAGCGCUACUUUUAUAACAUGAAUUACUACAAAGCAAAUGACCGUGUUUUUCUGAUGCUUCGCGGUGAGUCUCGUGCGGACAACGAGUGGAUCACUUAUACAGGUUACCCCUUGGUGCGAUGGGCAAUGAAUCACAGUGCAGCACUGUUCGAACUGGAACACCGUUUCUAUGGAGAUAGCAGACCGUUUCCGACGCUAGCUACGGAGAAUUUGAAAUAUCUCAGCAGUAAACAAGCGAUCGAGGAUGCGGCUUAUUUCAUACGUUACAUCAAUGAAAAGUUCAAUUUUUCGGAUCCAAAAUGGGUGGUUUUUGGUGGAUCAUACUCGGGUUUGGCUCAAUAUCGUUUACUCAUAUAUUAUAUGCUUCAGAGCCAUCAGUGCCAAGAAUUUUUUGGCGCUUUGGCCGCGUGGUUACGAGAGAAGCAUCCAGAAUUGGUUGUGGGCGCAGUGGCGAGUUCGGCACCAGUCGAAGCGAAGCUCGAUUUUUACGGUCUGUUCUCAUUUUACUUCUUUUGCGUGUUUAUAGAGUAUCUUGAAGUGGUUCAAAAGGACAUUCGUUCCUGUAGUGUGUCGUGCGCCUCUGCAGUAGGAGAAGCUUUCAAUGCAAUGUCCGAAUUAAUAUGGACAAAAGAAGGACGAAAGAAUCUCACUGAAACAUUCAAGUAUGCAUUGCGGGUACAAGAUAAUGCACAGCAAGGUGAACCAUCUGAGUCGAGUCGAUUGAAGCCUGCCGGGAAAGGAUUACCUAUUCCAUCAACACUUUAUAUUGUUCUGCGAACUGAGUCUAGUCUGAUGUUAACACCUGGGCUCAAUGAAAUAUCACUUCGCUAUAAAGACAUGGAAUAUUUCUUCCAAUCGAUGUUCUCACCCUUUCAAGAUCUGGCACAGAAUGGAGGAGAACAAGAUGAACGCGACACAGGUGCUGUAAUUUGCCAUUUGAGUUUGAUCGUUAGAGGGCAAGGCGACCUUCUGGAUUCCAUCUAUGUCACGGGCAAUCAAGCAGCACUUUCCGUAGAAUUAACAAAUCGAAUCAAUUUAGCGGCUUAUCGCUGUUGGAUCUGGCAGACGUGUACAGAGUUCGGAUAUUACCAAACGACCGAUCUGGGUCGGAAUAUUUUUGGCAGUGGAUCGCCAGUGAAUUACGCAGUGGAUAUGUGUAAUGAUAUCUAUGGGCCUGAGCAUAAAAUAGAAACGAUCGAUGGAAAAAUUCACGAGACGUUGGAAUACUUCGGCGGAAACCAUCACUUCAAUGGUACGAAUGUUGUGUUCCCAAACGGCAAUAUUGAUCCGUGGCAUGUACUUGGAUUAUACUCAUCAAAAAAUCCAUCAGUUGUACCUAUCCUCAUAAACGGCACGGUUCAUUGCCAAGACAUGUAUGAAGAGAGUCGCUAUGAUCCGCCAUCUCUGGUCAAAGCUCGGAAAAUUAUUGCCUCCAAUAUCGAUAAGUGGCUUCGGAGUGAACAAGAACAGCAGAACAUGAAGGCUGAAAUGCCGAAAGUUACAUCACAAAUCAAAAAAACGCGAUCA